AUGGACACGGAGGCGAAGAUCGAGGACGUCUGGACGAACCCCAGCGGCACGCUCAAGGGCGUGGGACCCGGCACGGAACUUGACUGGUACGUGCAGCGGCUGCGGGCCAAUCAAUCAAACGUCGUCAAGGUCGACCUGUGCAAACAGAUGCUCGGCCCCGAGGGUGCGAGGGAGAUCAUGGAGGCGCUGGAGAACAGCACCACCGCGCGCAGCGUACUACUGGGCGCCGACGAAAUCGGACCCGAGGGAGCCCGCGCCGUUGGCCAAGCGCUGCUCAAGAACAGGAGCCUCAAGACCGUGUUCCUCGGAUGCAACGGAAUCGGUGAGGAGGGCGCCAAGUACAUCGCGGAGGCGAUCGAGAACAACGACGUGGUGGAGGGCUACUGGCUCAAGCGCAACCAGAUCGGCCUGACGGGCCUCCAGGCCAUCCUCUCCGCCCUCCGCACCAACCAAUCGGUGAAGACGCUCGAUCUGGUGCAGAACAACCUGGGCGUGGAGGGCGCGCGACUGCUCGAGGAGGCGUUCGUCGACGCCGCGCACCCGCUUUCCAUCAUCAGCCUCUACCUCUCGGGCAAUGAGUUUGGCGUGGACGGCGCGCGGCACAUUGCGGGCAUCAUCCGCCGCAACACCACCAUCAAGCACCUCUACCUGGGCCUCAACAACCUGGGCGAAGAGGGCGGGCUGCUCAUCGCCGAGGCCCUCAAGGAGAACAAGACCCUGCUGACGCUGGCCGUGUUGUCCAACGAGCUCGGGCCGCGCGCUGCGGCCACAUUCGCCGACGCGCUCCGCCUCAACAAUACCCUCACUUGCCUCGAUCUGGGCUAUGCCAAAGCCACGAAGGCGCUGGAGGGCAAGCCCAACGUUAUCGAGGACGCUGGCGCCCAGGCGAUCGCCGCCGCCGUGGCCGAGAACACGUCGCUGCGUGUGCUCAAUCUUACCCAGAACGGGAUCGGCGAGGCCGGCUACCUGGCUGUAGCCGAGGCCCUGCGCACCAACACCUCGCUGACGCACCUCGUGCUCGACCGCAACCGCAUGCCCACGGCGCCCGUUUACCAGGCCUUUACCGACGUCCUCACCACCACCAACACGACCCUCUCCAAGCUCACCCUCGCCAACGCCUCCCAGAGGCAUCCGAAUGCGAGCCUGGCGGCGCAGCUGAAGGCGCUGGUGGCCCGCAACAAGGCGCGCGCGGCGAAGCUGGACCCGUCGGCGCUGCCCGAGGACGAGCAGAAGCGACUGCGCGAGCUGAGGGACAUCAAGAGCGACUACCGCCUUCCCAAGGCGACCACCGCUGGCGACGCCCAAGACAAGCGCAAGCAACAAGACGCGGACAAGGCGGUGCAAGUGGAGGGACAGGGCGAGGCCAAGAAGCCGAAGCUGGACGACAAGGCCACGCUCAACCGCCUGCGGAAACUCAAGAAGCGGUUCCGCUCGCUCGAGGCGUCAAACGCCUCCGAGGAGCUCAAGCUCGCGCUCCAACAGCAGAUCGCCGCCCUCACCCCGUCGGCGGAGGAGUCAGCGGAGGCGGCAGUCCAUCGCCGCUUGGCGCAGAUCGACAAGCUGGAGACGAUGCUGCGCGACGGCGUGCAACUCACGGCGGCGGAGCACAAUAAGAUUGCGCGCAAGCAGGAGUUCCUUCAACGCCUGCAGGCCUUCCACCACUGA
Molecule: messenger RNA, 1665 nt
Organism: Acanthamoeba castellanii str. Neff
Lineage: Eukaryota; Discosea; Longamoebia; Acanthamoebidae
Product: leucine rich repeat domain containing protein
Exons: 12
Coding region: 1-1665 (554 amino acids)
Molecular function (GO): protein binding
Source: RefSeq, a predicted model, not a curated record